Molecule: messenger RNA, 4632 nt
Organism: Closterium sp. Yama58-4
Lineage: Eukaryota; Viridiplantae; Streptophyta; Zygnematophyceae; Desmidiales; Closteriaceae
Source: the annotation of a GenBank genome assembly
AUGUAUGCUGUGACUAUUAGUGAUGAGGGUGACUGUUACCGGUGUUUCCCGCCUGACCCAGGCAUAGAGGCUGCUGCGCUAGGUACUUGUGAGGCUGCUGCUCUAGGUGCCAGUGCGUCUGCUGCCCCAGGUGCCGGUGAGUUUGCGCUCUCAGGUGCUGCGUCGCCCCCGGACACCCACACCUUCACCCUUGACUCGGGUGCUUCCCGCUCCUUCUUUCGAGACUGCACCACUCUCACACCGCUCAGUCGGCCUGUUGCGGUCUCCCUGGCGGACCCCUCUGGGGGUCCAGUCCUUGCUCACUACUCCACUGUCCUACCGUGUCCGGCGGUCCCGUCUGGCUCCCUGUCGGGUCUCUACCUCCCCUCGUUCUCUACGAACUUGGUGGCGGGUGCUGACCUCCAGGAUGCAGGAGUUGACCAGUUCACCCCUGCGCGUCAGCGGGUGACCCACUGCACUUGUGCGGACACGGGCCGCCACUUGGCCACGUUUGCUCGUCGGCCAGGGUCGAGCCUGUACACACUGACUACUGAGUCUUCCCCAGUCACUGAGUCUGCUCAGGUAGCCGCGUCGGGUCAGGUGUUUGCUGCGGCGUCCAGGUCUGGUCCUGAGUCUGCCCCCUGCUCGUGUCGUCUCCUGUCUCACCGGACUCUCCUCUGGCACCACCGUCUUGGUCACCCCUCCCUGCCUCGCCUUCGAGGCAUGGCUUCCCGUCUUCUUGUUUCUGGUCUCCCCCGGUCCCUCCCUCCUCUUCCUCCGGGGCCUGCCCCCACCUGCGUUCCCUGCGUCGAGGGGCGGCAGCGCGCUGCUCCUCACUCCUCCGAGUUUCCUCCGACAGAGGCUCCGCUGCAGACGCUUCACAUGGACGUGUGGGGCCCAGCCCGCGUCCGUGGACAGGGUCAGGAGCGCUACUUCCUGCUGGUGGUUGACGACUACUCGCGUUACACCGCAGUCUUCCCCUUGCGCAGCAAGGGUGACGUCACUGAGGUGUUGAUCGCCUGGAUCCGCGCGGCUCGUCUCCAGCUCCAGGAGAGUUUCGGCUCCGACUUUCCUGUUCGGCGUCUGCACUCCGACCGAGGCGGAGAGUUCUCCUCUGACCUUCUGCGGACCUUCUGUCGCGCACGAGGCAUCCGCCAGACCUUCACGCUUCCGGACUCUCCGCAGCAGAAUGGGAUUGCUGAGCGCCGCAUCGGCAUGGUCAUGGACGUCGCUCGUACGUCCAUGAUCCAUGCGGCUGCUCCCCAUUUUCUAUGGCCGUUUGCGGUUCGGUACGCGGCGCAUCAGCUCAACCUUCACCCCCGGGUCUCCAUGCCGGAGACCUCCCCUGCUUUGCUGUGGACGGGGAAGGUUGGUGAUGCGUCGCGUUUCCGGGUCUGGGGAUCUAGGGCGUUUGUCCGCGACUUGUCUGCGGACAAGCUGUCCUCUCGUGCUGUUCCCUGCGUCUUCCUUGGCUUUCCCCCUGACGCGCCAGGCUGGCAGUUCUACCACCCCACCUCGCGCCGUGUCUUCGCGUCCCAGGACGUCACCUUUGACGAGUCGGUCCCCUACAACCGUCUCUUCCCCUACCGCACUGCGUCCCUCCCUCCCCCGCCGCUCUUCCUUACACCAGGCCCCCCUCCGGUAGACCCCCUCCCCCCUCAGGGUCCUGCUCCCUCAGGUGUGUCCCAGGUAGAUGCAGUUGAGCCAGUCGAGGUAGCUGUUGACUCUGGUGCUGCUGGUGGUGCUGAGCCUGGGGGUGCUGGGUCUGGGGGUGCUGCGACUGGGGGUGCUGGGUCUGGGGGUGCUGCGACUGGGGGUGCUGAGCCUGGGGGUGCUGAGCCUGGGGGUGCUGAGCCUGGGGGUGCUGGGCCUCGGAGUGCGGAGCCUGGGAGUGCUGGACCUGCUCGUCCGGCGUCUGGUGGUGCUGAGCCUGGCGGUUCCUCCGGUGCUUCGUCCCGGCGGGAGCUGCUCUCUCCACAGGAGCUGCGUGAGUGGUUCGCCCGGCGCUGGCGACGUGCUGCUGGAGCUGGUGGUGCUGCAGGAGCUGGGGGUUCUACUGCUGCUGAGAGUGCUGGUGCCGAGGGUCCCAGAGGUGCUCGUACCGAGUGUACUGGAGCUGCUGACCCUACGGAUGCUCCUCCUACUGGGGCUGGUGGUACUGCUGGUGCUGCUGGCGCUGGAACUGCUGGUGCUGCUGGUGCUGCUGGUGCUGCUGGAGCUGCUGGUGCUGCUGGUGCUGCUGGUGCUGCUGGCGUUGGUGCUGCUGGAGCUCCUGGAGCUGGAGCUGCUGCGUCUUCGGGUGGUCCGGCUGGAGCUGGAGCUACUGGGGGUGCUGGCGCUGGGGGUGCUCCUGGCGCUGGUGCUGCUGGGGGUGCUGGAGUUGGCGCUGCUGGAGCUGGGGGUACUCCUGGUGCUGGUGCUGCCGUUGGGGGUGCUGGUGCUGUUCCUGCUGGCACUGGUGGCGCUGCGCGGCCACGGCCGUACUUCUCUGAGUCACAGUUACAGCCACCUUCCCCGCUUCCUUCUCCUUCUCCCUACACUGGUCCUACUGGAGGUCUUGCUGAGCGUCGUGAGCCUGCGUCUCGCCCUGCGUCGCCUGUCCGUGCUGCUCGCACUAGUGGUCGUGGUUCGCGUCAGCGUCCUCCCCCUGUCCCCGGCACGCACCGGAUGUCUCUGCGUCCUUCCACUGCUCCGCUGCGUGCCCCUUUGCCCUCUCCUCCAGCGUCCUCUCUUCCUGAGCUUCCUGACCCGGAGUCGGACUCCCUUCGUGCUGCGCGUCCUACUGUCACGCGUCUCCUUGCUACUGUCGUCACUGACCCUUCCUUUGAGUCUACUGCUGCGUCUGCCCUAGUUGCUGAGCUUGUCGACUUCGCUGCUCGCUGUCGCCUAGACUACGCUACCAGUCUCGUCGCUGAGUCUGAGUCUGUCUGUCCUCCGUCCGUCGGGGGUGAGUGUUCUCUUGGCACGGACGUCCUAGAGGACAGGCAGGAGGAGUUCCAGUGCUUGGCUGCUGUUUCACCUCAUCUCGUGUCCAUGCUGCUUGCCCCUGAGGGAGACCCGGAUGCACUUGACAUCCCGACUCCGCGCUCUUACGCGGAGGCGAUAGAGGGUCCCUACUCCUCUCAGUGGCAGGCAGCCAUGGACGCAGAGAUGGCUUCCUGGAAGUCCACAGGCACCUACGUUGACGAGGUUCCCCCGCCUGGGGCGAACAUCGUCAGUGGCAUGUGGAUUUUCAGGGUGAAGCGGCCGCCGGGUUCUCCGCCUGUCUUCAAGGCGCGUUACGUGGCUCGUGGUUUCAGUCAGCGGCAGGGAGUUGACUACUUUCAGACUUUCUCCCCCACCCCGAAGAUGACCACUCUUCGGGUACUGCUGCACAUAGCUGCUCACCGAGACUACGAGCUGCACUCUCUUGACUUCAGCACUGCUUUCUUGCAGGGCAGCCUGCACGAGGAGAUCUGGCUGCGCCGCCCACCUGGCUUCACUGGGACGUUUCCUCCUGGCACCCAGUGGAGCCUCCGGCGGCCAGUCUACGGUCUCCGCCAGGCGCCUCGUGAGUGGCACGACACACUGAGGACUACACUUGCGGCCCUUGGGUUUGCUCCUUCUACUGCCGACCCGUCGCUGUUUCUGCGCACCGACACUUCUUUGCCGCCGUUCUACAUCCUCGUGUACGUCGACGACUUGGUCUUUGCUACAGCUGACACUGCUGGACUUGCCUACGUGAAGUCCGAGCUGCAGAAGAGACACACGUGCACAGACCUGGGUGAACUGCGCAGCUACCUUGGCUUGCAGAUCACCCGGGACAGAGCACAGUGCACCAUUACCCUGACUCAGUCACACAUGGUGCAGCAGGUCCUUCAGCGCUUCGGCUUCACGUACUCCUCGCCUCAGGCCACUCCUCUGCCUACACGCCACUCGCUCUCAGCUCUGCCUUCGGAUGAGUCCGUAGAGUCGAGUGGCCCGUACCCAGAGCUUGUCGGCUGCCUCAUGUACCUGAUGACCUGCACUCGACCUGACCUUGCAUACCCUCUUAGCAUUCUGGCACGCUUUGUUGCUCCUGGGAGACACAGACCAGAGCACAUGGCUGCAGCGAAGAGGGUGUUGCGCUACUUGUGCAGUACGUCGGGCAUGGGGCUUGUGCUUGGAGGGCAUAGUUCAGUGGUCCUCACUGGUCACGCAGACGCUUCUUGGGCUGACGACCAGGCUACGCAGCGGUCGUCACAGGGUUACACCUUCAGCCUUGGUUCCGGCUCUGUUUCUUGGCGGUCUACCCGCUCGUCUUCUGUUCUUAGCUCCAGUUGUGAGGCUGAGAUCUACGCAGGGGCCAUGGCUGCACAGGAGCUACGCUGGCUCACCUACCUGCUGACUGACCUGGGAGAGCCGCCUCGUUCUCCUCCAGUGCUGUACGUAGACAACAAGGCCAUGCUGGCCUUGUGUCGGGAGCACAGACUGGAGCACAGAACGAAGCACAUCGCUCUCCGCUACUUUCUUGCUCGUGAGCUGCAGCAGCGUGGUCAGCUGCGCCUUGCUUACGUGGCCUCUGAGGCCAACACUGCUGAUAUCUUCACUAAGGCACUCGCGCCUUGUGAUCAUCAGCGCUUCUGCACUCUGUUAGGUCUUGUACCUACCUUGCCUCACUUGCUUACUUCUUGA